Messenger RNA from Amblyraja radiata (thorny skate), 1074 nucleotides. RefSeq lists its product as uncharacterized. Gene Ontology annotation, molecular function: nucleic acid binding. Bases 333 to 833 code for a protein of 166 amino acids. Gene Ontology annotation, biological process: DNA integration. The record is from RefSeq and is a predicted model, not a curated record. NCBI's taxonomy places the organism in Eukaryota, Metazoa, Chordata, Chondrichthyes, Rajiformes, Rajidae. The transcript has 3 exons.
AGUGGGUCCGUAGGAGUUCGUGGAUGUCUCGUACCGACUUGUACGAGUAACAAGUAACAAUGUUUUUCAUCACAAGCAUUUUUUUACAGGGAUGAAAAAACGUCACAAGUUUACCGGAUGUCCCGAGUACCUACCGUUAGCAUUACGAGCCGCCACGAGACAUCCAUGAACUUCUACGGACCAGCUACGGACAUUCUCCGAGUUUGAAUCAGGGGAAAACUCGGGAGAACUCUUGAAUUACCUCGUGCAGUGGUUCAGGGGCUUUACCUGAGCAAUAUCACUAACACGUUAACGGAUUAAGAAGCCAUUAAGAAGGUUUUCCCCUGAUUCUAAUGAUGUCUAUAAUCCUGAAAUCAUCACGUGAGGAGAGCAAAGAAUCAAAUGCAAGUUCAUCUCUGCAUCACUGCAUAGCCAUGAAGUGGGAUCGUAUCACCUCUUGCCCCACCUGCAACAGUCGUGCACCGCACCAGCAGAGGCAGCCCCUACAACAACCUCCACCAGCCCUGGCCUGGACGUCGAUGGCGGCAGACAUUUUCGAAUGGCGCAGUAAGCACUACCUCGUCGUCGCCGACUCGUAUUCAAACUGGUUUGAACUCGACCUCCUGACCUCCAUCACAUCUGAGUUGGUCAUCCGAAAACUAAAGAAACACUUCUCCACAUUCGGCUCACCCGUCCGUUUGCAGACCGACAACGGAAGACAGUUUACCAGCCAUGAUUUCAAGCCUUUUGCCAACCGAUGGAAUUUCCACCACGUCAUGAGCAGCCCUGAGUACCCACAGAGUAACGGACUCGCUGAACGAGCUGUCAGAAGCGCUAAACAACUGAUGGAAUGAGCGCGCCUUGCCAAUUCAGAUGUGUAUCUUGAUCUCUUGAAGCUCAGAAACAUUGCCAGAGACGGGACCCUAGGUUCACCAGCCCAGCGACUGAUGUCUAGAACAACAAGACAUCCAAUUCCGAUUGCUCAGCAGAAGCUGAUACCGCAGGUGCUGAAGCCUGCUUCAAUCCAAAAGUGUAUUCAGGAGAAACACGAUAUUCAGAAACGAUCGCAUGACAAAUCAAGCAAACCACUUGAGC